Amoebophrya sp. A120 is the source of this 3883-nucleotide messenger RNA. The record is from the annotation of a GenBank genome assembly. NCBI's taxonomy places the organism in Eukaryota, Dinophyceae, Syndiniales, Amoebophryaceae.
GCGCGUUGGCCGCUCUGGCAGGGAUGUUCGCGCCCUACGCGAGCUACGACUGCUACAGCUACUUCUUCUACGUGCUGUGGACGGCCAAGAGCAACCCGGCCGUGAGCAACAAGAUGCUGGUGGACCUGCAGAUCUUCCAAAACAACCUCACCCGGUCGCUGAUGACGCUCCUGGCAGUCUACCUGACGGUGUCCACCACCUCCUGGCUGUUCUGGCGGAUCCGGCUCGCGAUCCGGGACUUCGACUACAGCGACAAGGAGCUGGCCCUCAUGUUCGACGAGUCGUGGGCCCCGCACGAGGCAAACUUGGAGGACCUGAUCCUAACCCAGUACGCCGCGCCCGAAGACAACGGGGGCUCGAAUGCGUCUGGCUCGUUGAACGGAACGACGACGUGUGUGGUUGAGGAAGACGAGGAGGAUAGUUGUGACGAGGAGGAUGUAGUUCAACGUGAUCUCUAUGGUGACAAUAACGAUAAGCCUGCUGGUAUAGCUUCGAAGAAGAAAAUCGAGAGCAGCUCUUUUGUCCUCCUUCAGCGGUCUAACACUGCGAAUACGGUAAACUUUCACGACCUGAUGUACAAUAGCAUGUUGUCAUACACAAGCGAAAACGAGGCGGGUCAGCAGGCGGGGAAUCAGGAUUUGUGCGGGGCCUCCGGAAAGGAAAUUAUACAAAAUCUUGUUGAUGAGCAGCGCAGAACUAGCCUCCAGAUGAACAAUCAUACCAUGCAGCAGAUCAAAUGCGAUCAUCUUCCUGCGCGGGGGGUCUCAAAUGAAGAAGAAUUAUACGCUGGUGACAAUCAUGCCAGUAGAGACCACAACAUCACGGACGAAGGAGAUGAUCGCAGAGCUGCGUCCGGGCAGCACCAGCCCCAGGAGCUGCAUCCUCAUUUACUACCUGUCGAAAACAAUAACACGCCAAGCACCGUCGGGACUGGGUCUGGUUCUUCGCCAGUAGAUAAAGACAUGAAUAAUUUUGACACCACAUCUGCAAAGGGAAGCGUUGGUGGAUUGGGAUCCUCCACAUCUAGAUCGACCCCUCCACGAGAUAGAAGACUGGAAAACGAAAAUGCAAGAGAUCCUCUAGCGGCGCCGGAUCAAGCCCAAGACGUCGGCGAAGAACGUCACGACAAAGACGUGUCUUCACCUUCCACAUUUCCUUCAAGAACCAUUCCGCCGCUGGCAGGAGCGACAGGAUCUACUGCUGGUGUUCCAGCAGCAGCUGCUACAGGAGCAUCCUCUUCCUCAUUGCAGCAUCGUAACUCGCCUUCACCUCCUGCCCAUAUAAUUCCGCAAGAAAAUUAUAACGCAUCUUCCGUUCCGUCCAGCAGCCCGCGCUCGGUGAAAAUCAAUCCGGACGCAGAUUUGUCGGCUUACAGCUACAGUGCCGGUUUGCCGCAGUUAUCGUCCUCGCCGCUGCUGCAAAUUCCGCUCCCGCCUGGUAGGUCCUCGUCUUCGACGGUGCCAAGGGCGAACUCUUCUCAGGCCGGCGCGGCUUUCAACAGUAAUGCCGCAGAAAUAACUGGUGCGACUGCGACCUACACAACUACGAAUGACUCUCACUAUUCGUAUAAUUCCCGGAGGUCGCUCAAUUCUUUCACGCUGCAAUCCUCCGGAACACGGAGUUCUUGCACGACCGGAGGUUUGAUUCCCGGUUGUGUAACUACUGAAUCCACGAGGAUCGAGACUGGAACGAAAAUGAGGAUGAACAGUGCUGGAAACAACAACUCGCGAAACGAUGAUUUUAUUACCGCGGAGCAGCAAAAUCAGCAGCACAUCAUGAAUACCACCUUCAGCCGCAGCCCGAGAAGUAUAAUCCCUACGACGCCACCAGGCGCAGCAGCAGGUCCUGGUCGUAGUAACACAACUACUUCUAGUACGCACAACCACGCCGCAGGCGGGGCCUCCACGGGAAGGGAGAGCACGAGCAACAGGAAAAAUAAAGAUCGGAAGAAUAAAUUAUCGAUGAGCGGGACUACGAGCACAGGCAAGAAGAAGAGAAACGAGACUGCGUUCCUCGAGCACAUUGAGGAAGCGAACCGCCGGAAUCUCGCUUUGCGGGAAGCAACUCGGCUAGAGUCCGCCAGGUCGCUUGCGUCCUCGAGUGGGCAGCAGCAUGGAGUUGUGCAACCUAAUCGAGGAAAUCGCAACUUCUAUGGCGGAGAAGCAGGAGCCGCGCAACAGGGUCGUGGGCAGAGAGGUCGAACCUCCUCGCACAGUAACCCUGACCCCGCGGCGCUCGCUUUGCUGGCAAGCACGGAUCAUGUGGACCUUUAGCUAGACCCGGCUUGUUAUUACGCAGUUGUUAGCGGAGUAGACAUUGGCAUUGCUUGACAUUGACAAAAGCAACAAGCGGCGACGCGACCGGGUCUGAAGCUGUGUGGCUUCCGUAUCCGUACCUUAAUGUUCGCAAGUGUACAAAAAACCUGGAGCAACGUGCUCCCCCGAGCAGCGCGACUGCGCCUGAAGCUGUGUGGCUUCCUUAUCUUUGGAAGGGGGAAAAACUUGAUGCGUGCUGUUGUUGUAGUUGUUUACAGCAAGAAAAAGAAUCGUAAAUGCAUACAUGUUGAUGCAACUCCACCUGUACUUCGUUGCUUUAACCGUUGAGAGAACAGUAUUGGAAACUAUCCCAGAAGAAGUGUCGGGACCUCUAGUACAAUUUGACGUAAUUUGAUGAAUAACCAGCGAGUUGCACCCCUACCUCCCUAACCCUUCACUCACAAAACUAUUUUGUUGAACGAGACGUAGUUCUCUCGCUUUCAAAAAUCGGAGGAACACAAUGAUGGAGUGCUUUUCGUCGACGUCCUCAGCAUACUUACAAAGAAGUCGUGGUCCUCCCCUUUAUGCAAGCUGCAGCCGGACGGGUGUCUCGAGGCGCUUGCAUGGAGGGCGGCACUGCUCAUGAAGGCCAGUAUAAGUUAGUCUUAGCUCGAACUAUGGGAAGAUCAGCUGCCAUACUUUUUUGUGACUGCCAAGCAUUCACCGACCGUAGACAGUGUUCUACGGUUUUCCUGUAGUUGUUGAUGUGUAAGUAGCGACCAGGAUUUUAUCGACGUCAUGUUAUCACUGAUAGUUCUUGUAAAGGUGCUAGAAGGUGUGCACAACUCGAAGGAGCAGUAGAGGUACGCGAUGCAUGAUUUUGCAGAAGUCACCUUCUACCCUCUCACUGUCACAACUUCCUUGACAGACAAGUCAUGUCGGGCGCAUGCAUAAUUCUUACGCAGUGGCGGGAAAAAUCUGUGCUGUAGCUGCAAUCUGGGUUUUGAUGCCCAAUGUCGUGUACUGAUGUUAGGCGUGUACUGAUGUUAGCAGAACUUGUAGAUGUAGUUCUGGACGGGUAGUUCUUGGAGUGUCUUAGAGACUCAGACUUGAAUAGCGACUGGCUCCUCACGACACGCAGUUGCACUUAAUAGCAGCUUUCCAUAGUGUAGCUCUUUACGACCGUCAGGAAGCUUCAUCUUGCAGAUUCUCAUUCUGGAUGUUGACUAGGACUACCUCGACGUUCUUGAUCCGUACCCCGGAUUGGGUUGUCUCCACCAUUUUAUGUUGCACAUCAUUCGACGAGUAAGCAUCAUUGCAGUUGUGGUCCUCGCUGCAGACCAUGUCGCCUAGAAGUAAGAACUUUUCCGGUUGUACAUGAGCACGGCAGGAUUUAUUCUGUUAAGGUCAACAUGUGAUAAUUGAUUGUCAUUUAUCAACAACGACUUGGCCUGCUUUAAAGCGGAUCGUAGAUUCUCACAACCCUUGGUAAAUGUGACAGCACUGCAUCAACAUACGAGGUCCACCGACGGGUGUGAGCAGCAUUCCAACCAAUACAUGAAGAUGUAACUACGCAACCCGCUGUUUAUUGCUCUUCUUGCCAUCCCCAUGAAGAAGAAGAUCGUGCG